Eimeria acervulina is the source of this 1008-nucleotide messenger RNA. RefSeq names its product Casein kinase one (CK1) TgCK1a, putative. The record is from RefSeq and is a predicted model, not a curated record. Gene Ontology annotation, cellular component: nucleus; cytoplasm. Gene Ontology annotation, biological process: peptidyl-serine phosphorylation; endocytosis; signal transduction. Lineage: Eukaryota; Apicomplexa; Conoidasida; Eucoccidiorida; Eimeriidae. Bases 1 to 1008 code for a protein of 335 amino acids. Gene Ontology annotation, molecular function: protein serine/threonine kinase activity; ATP binding. The transcript is spliced from 6 exons.
AUGGACGUCCGUGUGGGGGGGAAAUAUCGCUUGGGGAGGAAGAUUGGGAGCGGCUCGUUCGGCGACAUCUACCUGGGCACGAACAUCUCAACGGGAGAUGAAGUUGCUAUUAAAUUGGAGAGUGUCCGUUCGAGACACCCGCAACUAAUCUAUGAAAGCAAGCUAUAUAAAAUUUUAAUGGGGGGAAUAGGAAUCCCAACCCUUUAUUGGUAUGGGAUAGAGGGGGAUUACAAUGUAAUGAUCAUCGAGCUUUUGGGCCCUUCUCUUGAGGACCUCUUCAGCAUUUGCAACAGAAAGCUUUCUUUGAAAACUGUGCUGAUGCUCGCCGACCAAAUGCUGAAUCGUAUUGAAUUUGUUCACAGCAGGCACUUCAUUCAUCGUGACAUUAAACCCGAUAAUUUCUUAAUCGGUAGGGGCAAGAAAAUGUCCAUUGUUUUCGCUAUCGACUUUGGCCUCGCCAAGAAAUAUAGAGAUCCGAGGACGCAGUCCCACAUCCCCUAUCGAGAGGGCAAGAACCUUACAGGUACCGCAAGAUACGCAUCAGUGAAUACUCACUUGGGAAUUGAACAGAGCAGACGGGACGAUCUUGAGGCAUUAGGAUACGUUUUAAUGUACUUCAAUAGAGGUUCACUUCCGUGGCAGGGGCUUAAAGCCACAACAAAGAAAGAUAAAUAUGAUAAGAUCAUGGAGAAGAAAAUGUCAACCCCCAUCGAAGUUCUCUGCAAACAGUUUCCAUUUGAGUUUAUCACAUACUUAAACUACUGCCGAUCUUUGCGAUUUGAGGAUCGCCCAGAUUAUUCCUAUUUAAGGCGGCUGUUCAAGGAUCUUUUCUUCCGCGAGGGAUACCAGUAUGACUUCAUCUUCGACUGGACAUUCCUGCACGCUGAGAGAGAGCGCGAGCGCCAACGACGUUCAAUGGUCAACCAGGGAGCGGAUGGCGGCAACCAGUGGCGACGAGACGCAUCGGGCAGAGAUCCACUUGGACGCCUGCCUCAGCUAGAACCCUAA